AGAAACUAUUUGUGAUGAUCUCUCUUUUAAUUUUACAUUCGUAUGCAACAUUUCGUCUGCAAAUUAUCUAAUUGAAUUAAAUAAAUGAUGCAGGCAAAUUGCAAACAAUUCAGGGCCAACUGGUAAGCAACCUUGCAGCCCUCUGCCAACAUAUUUCCGCGGCUCUCGACAUAUCGAUAAAAAUAACAUCACAACUGGGUGCAUUCUGCCAUGUCAUUGCGUCAGCUCACGGAUAAGCAGGAAGCCAUGGAGAGCAUAAAGAGCCAGUUGCGGCAGUACUUCAGCUGUCGAGAUCAUGCCGCAUUUUGAUGCUUGUUGCGCAUUGCGGCUGCCUCUUGUUCCAGCUGAGAAUCCAUCCUCAGCUCCUCGAAACAAGAGAUGAUGUUGCAGAGCGCAGCGACGACAGUGUUGUCGAUACGCCCGCUGUUGGUUUUGCUAGCGCAGUCAUCUGACUGUUGUUGGAAUCCUAUCAAACUCAUUGCCGGUACAAUCAUCUUUGCUUGCAAGAACAGAAUUGAUAUUACAUUUACUCAAAUCUCCAUGUUUGUGAUUCCAGUAACUUUGAUUGUGGCAUGGAUCAAGGGUGUCCAAAUGGAUCUUGACUUCGAUCUCCUUGAAACUGCAUCACUGGUUAUGUCGUUUCUGAUUACUGCCUCCAUGCUUCAGGAUGGGAAUUGGCACCUCAUGAAGGGAUUUCUACUCUUGUUUUCGUAUGUUCUCAUCGCGACGUGCUUUUUCAUUCUAAAACCUCUUCAGAGCUAGCUUGGACAGCUAAGUCAUUGAAGAACAGCAGUUUGUAAGUUCGACCUGAGCACGGAUCAAUCCCAGCAAACCAUGCAUGAAAGUGGCAUGAUCUCCAUUGAAUAUAAUGUUGCAGCAAUCAAGGAAGGAACAAGAACCAUGCUGUAGAAUGGGGUCAAUUCACUACCCUAUAUAUAAAUAUGUAACCUCAAAAAGCUCCAUAAGAGUUAUUGUUACUAUCAUUGUUCUUCCAUGGCUUUAUCUUACUAAGAAAAGCAUAAUCCAGCAGCUUCUAGACCCCCUUAGAACCAAUUAUCCGAUGAACACAGCAUGAAGAGUUUCUUUUGCUGUGCUUCUUUUUUUUUGUCUCGAUUCCGUAUUCCAGGUGAUUAAUUACCAUAGGUCUAAGUAGUAGCAAGUUCACGACAAUUCGUUAAGCCUUAUAUACAUAAGUCGAAUAAUCGAGUACAGAAUCAUGCGGCGAGGAAAUUUAGAACAGAUUAGUUGAAACAAAACUAAUGCAGGAUAAGGCCUGAUCUAUUCCACAUGUGGGUCAAAGAUGUAACAUACUUAAUAAAAUUCAUACAACCUAAAAGAUUUAAGUUUGUUAAUUCUAAAUCUAUUAGUACACAUUAAUACGUAACGUUUUCUAUUAAUUAUCU
Messenger RNA from Ananas comosus (pineapple), 1403 nucleotides. RefSeq names its product vacuolar cation/proton exchanger 1a-like. The record is from RefSeq and is a predicted model, not a curated record. Gene Ontology annotation, cellular component: plant-type vacuole membrane. Gene Ontology annotation, biological process: intracellular calcium ion homeostasis; calcium ion transmembrane transport. Lineage: Eukaryota; Viridiplantae; Streptophyta; Magnoliopsida; Poales; Bromeliaceae. The transcript is spliced from 6 exons. Gene Ontology annotation, molecular function: calcium:proton antiporter activity. The coding region runs from base 379 to 762 and encodes 127 amino acids.